AUGCUUGAGGAGGAUCUCGAAGAAGAACAAGGGGGAGCCCAUGACGUUGGACCCGACGAGUACACUGGUACCGGCUAUGAGUUUGAGGGGUCUGAAGAAAACCCCGAAGGAGACCCUAUCAUGGGUCGGGAGGUGGGACUCGAAGUGGAACCGGAAGAGUAUGUGGUAAAUGAUUACGAAUAUGGAGAAUCUGACCAGGAGUUAGAUGAAGGAAAGAACGUUGAGGAGGCACGCAAUGAACCCCACCUAUCGAAAGCCCCAUCAGAUCUACGCAUGGUUCAGAAGGGUGAUACAGACCAUCUACGCUCUCUUGAGGAAGAAAUAAUCAGCCUCAGGCUUUAA
Molecule: messenger RNA, 342 nt
Organism: Lactuca saligna
Lineage: Eukaryota; Viridiplantae; Streptophyta; Magnoliopsida; Asterales; Asteraceae
Source: the annotation of a GenBank genome assembly